Messenger RNA from Symbiodinium sp. CCMP2456, 630 nucleotides. Lineage: Eukaryota; Dinophyceae; Suessiales; Symbiodiniaceae. The record is from the annotation of a GenBank genome assembly.
GAUUGGAUCGGCAAGUACCCUUUCGUGUCCAUCGAGGAUCCCUUUGAUCAGGACGACUGGGAGGCGUACUCCAAGUUCCAGGCCGAGGUGGGUGAGACCAUCCAGAUUGUCGGAGACGACCUCCUGGUCACCAACCCCAAGCGCGUGCAGAAGGCAUUGGACUGCAAGGCCUGCAAUGCCCUGCUGCUGAAGGUGAACCAGAUCGGGUCUGUGACGGAGGCCGUCGAGGCAGCGUGCAUGUCCCAGUUUGCUGGCUGGGGCGUCAUGGUCUCUCACCGCUCCGGCGAGACGGAGGACGCCUUCAUCGCAGACCUCGUGGUCGGCCUCCGCACAGGGCAGAUCAAGACGGGAGCUCCGUGCCGAUCGGAGAGGUUGGCAAAGUACAACCAGCUCCUGCGCAUCGAGGAGGAGUUGGGAGACAGGUGCAGCUACGCGGGCACGGGCUUCCGCAACAUCGGCUCGCCGGCCUUUGGCAUGAAGCGCAAGCCGUUCGUGGGCGGCAACUGGAAGUGCAAUGGCAAGGUGAGCCAGGUGAAGGAGCUCCUCACGGCAUUCAAGGCCGCCGGCGCCGACGCGAAGUUCGUCGACGUGGCGAUUUUCGCGCCGACCCUGCAUGUGCCAACAGCACAG